AUGGAUAUAUACAAUAAAGCAUUAAGAAAUCCUGAUCCUCCAAGGAAACAUUCAACUGGUACCAAUACUAGUACAACUCAAGCAACUAACAAUUCAUCACCUUAUUCAAAUCCAAAUAUAAAUUCAAGAAAUCCAAGUAUAAUAUCUAAUCAAUCACAAAUUCCACAUUUUACAACAUCAUUACCUUCAUUAAAUCAACAACAACAACAACAACAACCAUCAACUUCAACUUUACAACCAAUACAAUCUAUAUUACCAAUUCAACAACAAAAUCAAUUAUUACAACAACAACAACAGCUACAUCAACCAUCCAUGUCCCUACCACCUCCAAAUCAACUUCAACCUCCUCCUCCUCCACCACCUCAUUAUUUACAACAACAACAACAACAACAACAUUUAAUGCCUAAUCCAAAUUAUAUAGCGUCAGCAAUACAUCAAUCAACUACUCCUCCAACUAAUAUUUAUCAACAACAACAAUUAGAUAGAUCGCCAUUAUCACCCAAUUUAAGCCAACAACACUCACAAGAAUUAAAAGAAUCAUCAGCAGCAGCAGCAGCAAGAAAAAAGAAAAAUCUGAGAAGAAAACAUAGGAACUCACAUUUAGGUUGUGGAACAUGUAAAAAAAGAAGAAUAAAAUGUGAUGAAACUUUACCAUCAUGUUUAAAUUGUUUAAAAGGUAAAUUACAUUGUGCUUAUUUAAAUUUAGAUAAUAAUGCAAGAUCUGCUUUAAGAAUGGCUCAAUAUAAUCAAAAUAUAAGACAAGAAAAAAUUGAAGUUAAUAAAUCAAUGGAUGAUCCAAAUAAUCAAUUACAACAACCCCCUCAAGGAUUGGGGAUAAAUCAACAACAUCCAAAUUUAAGUCCAAGAUUAUCAAUAUUACAGCAACAACAACAACAACAACAACAACAACAGCAGCAGCAACAACAACAACAUCCACAACAGCAACCACAAUUACAAACUAUACAAACCGCAAAUGGUCCAAUGGUCACUUUACCAGGUGGUUCAAUUAUUCCUGCAGGGUUUCCAGCAACUAAUGGUGUUGGUGCACCAUCAAUAAGUCCAUCAUUUAUGAGUCAACCAGCUCCACCAAAUCAACAACCACAAAUUGUUCAAUCCGCUUAUGGUCCACUAGUUCCAAUAAUGACAAAUAAUGGUACUAUAGUUUAUGCUCCAACAUCUUCUUUAUCAACUCAACCUGCACCACCUCAAGUUUUACAACAACAACCAUCAAUAAUACAACAACAACCUCCACAACAACAACAACAACAACAACAGCCACAAAUACAACAAAUUCCUCCACAUCAACCACCACAAAAACAACCAUCAUUAACUCCAAUAACUUCGACAGCAGCAAGUGCAGCAGUGAUGGCAUCUCAAAAUAUACCAAUAAAACAAAUUCAACAACAACAACAACAACCAAAAGCACAAGAAGAAAUCAAAAGAUCAUCAAUAGCGUCAAUAUCAUCACCACCAACAAAUAAUGAUCAAAAACUACCAUCUUUACCUAUCCCAAUCCCACAAAUUAAUAUACAACAAACUCCAACAAUAACAUCACAACCUUCAUCAUUACCAAAUAGUUUAAAAAGUUUAACAUCACCAAAAUUAAAAAAUGGUGGUGGAUUUUCACCAACUAAUACAGCAACUACAUCAACAUCACCAAUCUUACCAAAUAUUUCACAAUUCACAAAUAAAACUCAUGAAAUAGAUGAUAAAUUACCAAGACAAGAAUCAGUUACAAAUAUAAGUUCAUUAAGUAUAAAAGAGCAGGAACAACAAAAUUUACUUAAACAAGAGAAGCAAAAAAGUGAAGAAAAAGAAGAAAACAAACUUAGUGAUUCAAAAACUGAAACAAAAGAUAUUAAGUUACCAUCUAUUAGCAAUUUAAAAACUGGUACUGGUAAUAAUGAAGAAGAAAAAGUUUCGAUUUCAAAAUUAAUUACUUAA
Molecule: messenger RNA, 1944 nt
Organism: Lodderomyces jiufengensis
Lineage: Eukaryota; Fungi; Ascomycota; Pichiomycetes; Serinales; Debaryomycetaceae
Gene: ZCF21
Product: Zcf21p
Exons: 1
Coding region: 1-1944 (647 amino acids)
Biological process (GO): regulation of transcription by RNA polymerase II
Molecular function (GO): DNA-binding transcription activator activity, RNA polymerase II-specific; zinc ion binding
Source: RefSeq, a predicted model, not a curated record